Messenger RNA from Saccharomyces mikatae IFO 1815, 1851 nucleotides. RefSeq names its product putative glycosylphosphatidylinositol-alpha 1,2 mannosyltransferase (gene GPI10). Gene Ontology annotation, cellular component: endoplasmic reticulum membrane. Lineage: Eukaryota; Fungi; Ascomycota; Saccharomycetes; Saccharomycetales; Saccharomycetaceae. The transcript has a single exon. The record is from RefSeq and is a predicted model, not a curated record. Gene Ontology annotation, molecular function: alpha-1,2-mannosyltransferase activity. Gene Ontology annotation, biological process: GPI anchor biosynthetic process. Bases 1 to 1851 code for a protein of 616 amino acids.
AUGGUCCAGCAAAUUGAAUGUUCGAAGCCUAUAGCAAAACGGACGCAAAUAUUUUGGGUUUUUCUAACUUUUAGAGUUUUGAACGCAGUUUUUACGAGAACCUUCUUUCAGGCUGAUGAAUUCUGGCAAGCGCUGGAACCAGCCCACUGGAAGGCUUUCAAAUACGGUGAACUGACCUGGGAAUGGAAGUUUGGAGUUCGUAGUUAUUUGUUCCCGAUGAUUUUUGAAUUGACUUACAGAUUCGUUUCGUUAUCGUCAAUACUUGUUCAUUAUACUCUUUUUCUUCUCUCAACCAUAGGAUCUGACUUACUACUUUUACUAUUACCGAAAUAUGAACUAAGUUGGCAAAUCGCGGAAGAUUUAAAAAGACUUCCAUUGGAGGUCACACAGUCUUAUGAAUAUUACGGUGUGCUCUAUGCUCCAAAAGUAGUAAUGGCAGCGCUAGCUUCCACUGGGGAAUACUACACGGUAAGGUUUGUUCAAAAAAUUUAUUUAUUGACACUUGAUAAGAAGAAUGAAAAGGAAGAAGAGAAGGGAUGCACUGGUUUGUCUAGCAUUACCAAAUUUUCUCUGCUUCUGAGUUUAACUAACUUUUUCAAUUGUUUUUUCAUUACAAGGACAUUCGUCAAUUCUUUUGAAAUGGUUCUUACUUCCAUUGCACUGUAUUACUGGGACUGGACAAGUGGGCAGAUGGUAAAAGAGUCAUCUUUUAGCAAAGCACUUGUUUUUGCAUUUUUGGGAUGCUUUCAAAGGCCUAGCAGUGGACUUGUCUGGAUAGUUCCCAGCAUAUCUCUAAUAUUAAACUUAGUAUUCAAGAAGCAGUAUCAUUUACUGUCUAUUACAGUUUCAAAGGUUAUCCGAUCAUUUGUGCUAGUUUUUACUGCGAAUACAAUUAUCGACAUGUACUUUUAUAAGAAAGUGACAUUUCCCAUUUUCCGGUUUCUAAAAUUUAAUUUUACAACACCGCUAUCGAAGUUCUAUGGUGUGGCUCCUUGGCAUUUUCAUCUUUUUCAAAGCCUGCCCAUCAUAUUAGGUGCAAGUAUUCCUGUUUUCAUUAUUGGAUUGUUCUUUCAGUUAAGCCGAAAGAGCUUCCCUAAAGUAUACCUUAAUCCGUUUUUUCAAGUGAAACUCACAAUCUUAUUGAACCUGGUAGUAUAUUCUUGGCUACCCCAUAAGGAAUUUAGGUUUAUUUUCGCCUUACAGCCGCUUUUUAUAUUAUUAUCAUCAUUCGGUCUCUUGAAACUUAACGCAGAAUAUGGGAAAAGACUGGCCUGCCUAAAAUCUUUACUAUGGUUUAUUCCAUUUGCGUCAGUAUUUUUUGCAUUACUUUUGGAUACAUUCCAUGAAUCUGGAUCUAUCGAAGUCAUGAAAUUUCUGCACGAAGAGCCUGAGAUAGACAGUUUGGGAUUUAUUAUGCCCUGUCAUUCGACACCUGGUCAAAGUUAUUUGCACCGAAAUGACAUUUCAGAUUUGUGGUCAGUUACAUGUAAUCCUCCACUGCAUCUACUUGAUGACCCCGAAGCCUAUUCCAAGCUUGAAACCUACAUGGAUGAAAGUGACCAUUUGUAUGACGAUAUAUCCACAUUUAUAUAUAGACAUUUUCCACCGCUAUUCCGCAAAAACCUAAGAACUCCAGGUAAAACAUACAGCCAUGAAUGGCCGACAUACUUGGUUGUUUUCGAACACAUGGAUAACGCGUUUCUGAAGGAUUUUCUGAAAGAUUCAUCGUAUGUUGAGUAUAAAAGAUUCUUCAACUCUCUUGCACACUGGGAUUCAAGAAGGUCGGGGGAUAUUAUCAUUUACUAUAAGUUACCCUUUGAUUUCAACGAUGGUGCAAUAGCAAAUAUCUAG